Molecule: messenger RNA, 4048 nt
Organism: Pseudomyrmex gracilis
Lineage: Eukaryota; Metazoa; Arthropoda; Insecta; Hymenoptera; Formicidae
Exons: 9
Coding region: 433-4011 (1192 amino acids)
Source: RefSeq, a predicted model, not a curated record
UUUUCAUUGAAUAUGGAACAAGGACAGAAUAAGUUUUGUGUCAACUUGUGUCGCUUAACUUAAAAAACGUCUUGGCAUGCAACGAUUUGGCAUGCUCAUUAAUAAUUUAUGAGAUUGGAGAUAAUAAAUUGUUGAGAUUUAUCCAAUCAGAGAAGAGUUUUUAUCAAGUCGAGAAAGUUCGUUUUGUACUGAUUGGUUGAAUUCUAGUCUAAUGCGAUCUUGAACGUUGCCACGUGCAGAAGUUUAGUUGAGUUGGAGACAGUAAACAAUUACAAGUCCAUUGACUAUUUCCAUUUGAAAUACGUUGUCUCGUGCAAAAGAUAUUUUGAAAAAGAGCAUUGGUGAAUUCGAUUGUCACGUAACACAUAUGCGGAAUAUGUGAUAUCUUUUGUUCAGUCUCUGGAUUUUCGGUAAAAACAAAGUUGACACACGAUGGUUGCUAGCAAAGAAGUUCUUCUAAAAGCCCAAGAGAUAAAGAGACGUUUGUUAAGUAAAGGAGAGCAUGCUGAAGAAUCGGUGAUAUGCGAGCUUUUAGAGAGUUUGGAUUCAAAUUUUAAAGGGAAUAAGAUAGAGCAUAUUAUUAACAUGAUCAUAGAUAAUCAAGAUUUUGAUGAUCAGACAUAUGAAACUGAUCAGACAUAUGAAAGCGAUCAGACAUAUGAAAACGAUCAGACAUAUGAAAACGAUCAGACAUAUGAAAAUGAUCAAACAUAUGAAAAUCAAGCAGGACCGUCUCAUGUAGAUACUACAUACUCGUCCAACACACAAAAUUCUUCUAUGGAUUAUAAAACAUACGAAGACUCAAAUCAUUUGUCCUCAGAGUCUGACGAUGAUAGAGACUUUUAUUAUUCUAAUAAUUCUGACACUGUCGAAAUUAUCGAUGAAGAAGUUUUGAAUUCAUCUCCACCUCCAGCAUCUCCUAUACUUCCAAUAUCUUCAUCUUUUCCUUCAGUUUCUUCCUCAGACCUGCCUGUUAGUAACCAAGAGGAAGCUACUAACAAUAACAAAGCUGAGAUUGUCAACAAUAAUACUUCGAAUGAGAUAGAAAUGGAAGAAAAUAAUAAUGAUGUUGUUUGUGUGACUUCGGUUUGCGAGACAAAGAGAGAGGCCGAGAGUCCAAAGCCAGGGUGUAGCAAAGAUCUGAUAAAUGACAUGUCUUCGGAGUCGGAUGACUUUUGCAAUACUUGCAAUUUUGAAGAUUUACAAAAAGACGCAAAGCAAAUACACAACAUUUUGCCCAGUUAUGAUUACUCUUUGAUUUAUGAGACAUUACUUAAGAAUCAGAAUGUAAUCAAUCGUAUUGAACUCACGCUGUGGGAUUUGUUACCUGAGAAAAGACCAGUGGCCAAAAUUUUGUGUUCCAAAGAAAAAUCUUUGGACAAGGUAGGUCCUGAUAACAGUAAUGAGAUUAAAGUUGCAGCAGAUACGGUGUCAGUUCCUGUUGCCAAAAAAGCAACAAAGAUCAAUGAUAUUAAUAUUGUGAAUACGGAAAUAACAAAAUUAAAAGAAAGGGUUAAUAACUUGAAAGAAAAGUAUAAUAUAUCAAAGAGAGUGCUUCAAGAGCAAGGACCGGACUCGACAAAACCCACGCUGAAGAAAUUGAGAUGUACUGCAAAUGACCUGGGUAUAUUACGACCUGCAAAGUUGACAUUUGAUAAUCCAAUACCAAUUCCAGCGCCGUUAGAUAAACAACAACAAUUAUUUUUGCCAACAUCUCUACCAUCUCAAAACCUAUCUCUACCUCAACCUUUGUCCCUAUCACAUAUACCAUCUUUAUCAUGUCUAUCAUCUCUACCUCCGCAACCGGAACAGAUGUUAAUCCCUUGUUUUUCUGAAAGAAAGUUCAAACAAGUUUUAUCACCUCCAAAAUUACACUUGCCAAAACAACCAGAUCAUGUUACUAGUACAUCAGCGAACACAUCAAAAGCAUUCGUUCCGUUGAAUCACAUAAAUACUAUGAUCUUUAUGAAUGAAUACAAGAAAAACGUUAUGGACAUUCUCGAAAAAAAACAGCCCGCUGCAGCGACUGCAAGUAACGAAACACUGUGCGAAACAAGAGAAGCUAUAUGGAAGCCAUAUUCCAUAGAAAACGGUUAUCUUCCGAGCAAAAAAAAAUCCGAAAAAAUCUUGAACCUAAAGACGGUUCCGAGAUCUCUAAAGCUCUCACCAUCUAAGAGAGCAAAAGAUAUGCCUAUCUUAAACGCUUCUCAUUCGUUUAAUAGUGAUAACGAGGUGCAUCAGGAAGAAAACAAUGUUGACGUACUAAAUAUUUCCGAUACGAAAGACAAGGAAAUUGUGCGUCACGAACAAACAAAUCAAGCGAAAAGAGAAAAUGCAGCAAGCACUAGCGCUUCAAAAGAAAUAGUAUUAGGUCAGAGAGCUUGCAAAAUUUAUUAUAAAUUAAUACCUAUGUUUCCAACCGUACAAACUGAAUACAUAAAACGUGUGUGUCAAGCUUACGAUGAAAAGGAUUUGCAGUUCGAUGAAACAUCAACAGUACAACGUUUAGUUGAACAUUUGCUCGAGUAUGGCAAAGAUUAUCCAAAUGUUAGAAAAGUUGAGCCCGUUGCGGCUCCCAACACUUACGAUUUGAACGAACAGUAUGCCGAUUUGUUGGGGAUAUUCCCGGAAGCUGAUCCGGGUUAUUUAAGAGAAAAAGCUGAACAGAUAUAUAACGAUCCGGAAAAAAUCAAAGAGUUUGUUCAGAACCAAUUGGAAAACCGAGAUUAUCCAACAAGACAGCAGUCUCUGACAAAGAAAAAGAUUACGGAUCAGGUGAAACAGUAUACCAUAGAUUUUCAAGUAGAGCGAUUCUUGGAGAUAUUUCCCGAUCCAUUUUCUUACUUUGAGGAUGAGAAGAGACAAUGCAAGUUUAAUCCUCACGGAGCGGAUUUUCUUAAGAAUCAUUUCAGUAAGAUACGGGUAAAUACAAUGUUAAAUAUAUAUACUCAGAAUAAGCACAACUUAAGUUUGACCGCGAAAGCUUUGGAACACUUGAAUCCUGAUAUGAAAACUAGACGAUACAGCAGUAACAGACACGUGCUGACUAUAGAUAUUCCUCUUUUGCAAGAAUGUGCCUUUAUACAGCACAAAGAAGAACUUAGGCUGUAUCUAGCACAAUUGAAAGAAAAAGAAGAAAAAGAAUUCAAUGAAAUGAAGGAAAAAAAAGAACUGCUCGAGUGUCAGUGUUGCUUCGACAACGAAUGCAUGCCAUCAAAAUGUUCCACGUGUGAAGAUGGCCAUAUCUUUUGCAAUACGUGCAUUAUCCGAAGCACGGAUGUGAUAUUAGCGGACGGCAAGACGCACGUUAACUGCUUAAUGAAUUGUGGCAGUGAAUUUCCAUUGGCCGUACUUCAACGAGUAUUGCAACCAACCAAAUUCAGCAUUCUUCUUUGUAAACGGCAAGAAGCGGAAGUGAUGGCCGCUGGAUUAGAAGGAUUGGUGUCCUGUCCGUUUUGUCACUUUGCAUCAAUACCGCCACUGGAAGAUAAGGUGUUCAAGUGUCUCAAUCCUGAUUGCAUGAAAGAGUCAUGUCGAUUAUGCAAGGAACUGAGUCAUAUACCUCUGAAAUGUAACGAAGUAAAAAAUACGGACGCCGCACGCUUGUACCUGGAAGAAAAAAUGACCGAAGCUCUGGUACGGAAGUGCUGGAAGUGCGGGCGAACAUUCUUCAAGGAAGAGGGAUGCAACAAGAUGUCCUGUAUGUGUGGCGCGCAAAUGUGUUAUAUUUGUGAUAAACCGGUAACCGAUUACAAGCACUUUCAAGGUCAAGGAGGAGCAGGAAACUUGUGUCCGUUGUGGAGUGAUGAUCGUCGUUUGAACGCCGAAUCGGUAAUUAAAGUAUGCAACGAGACACUGAAACAUAUUAAGGAGAAAAAUCCUCAAGUCGAUAUAAAUGUUACUGCCCUUCUGCCAAAGCUACCGCCCAAGAGAAGAGGUCCUCAUGAAGAAAUUGCUCGUGCUGAUAUACUCCCGGAACAUGCAAACAGGAUUGUGAGACAAAUUCCUUGACUCUAUUAAUAUUGAAAAAGAGAAAGGUACAUGGUAC